This is a messenger RNA of Clonostachys solani, 270 nucleotides long. The record is from the annotation of a GenBank genome assembly. Lineage: Eukaryota; Fungi; Ascomycota; Sordariomycetes; Hypocreales; Bionectriaceae.
AUGAUUGAUUUUCUUAAGAAGGUGGCCGGUGCUCUGAAUGCAAUCGGGUUCAUUCUCGGCCUACGCCUCACUGCUCUUCAAGAUGACCUUGGGAGGAACUUUCUCCAGGCUCGGCCGGAACGUGAUUGGAGAACACAAUUCGGGGAUGCGUGGGACACCAGAGUCGUGGCCCUUAUUGUGCUGGCCACUGGAGCCCUGGCCGUUGUGACCAUUUCGGCAACUGUCAUUACGAUCUGGGCCAUUAUGCUCGGCUCUCGCGGGAAAACCUAG